Messenger RNA from Synchiropus splendidus (mandarinfish), 3346 nucleotides. RefSeq names its product thyroid stimulating hormone subunit beta a (gene tshba). Gene Ontology annotation, cellular component: extracellular region; cytoplasm. Lineage: Eukaryota; Metazoa; Chordata; Actinopteri; Syngnathiformes; Callionymidae. The record is from RefSeq and is a predicted model, not a curated record. Bases 2876 to 3310 code for a protein of 144 amino acids. Gene Ontology annotation, molecular function: hormone activity. The transcript has 2 exons. Gene Ontology annotation, biological process: G protein-coupled receptor signaling pathway.
AUCACUUGCCCUGUAUUGGUGCAGCGUGACUCUCUGCCAAUGGUAUCAUGUGUUUUUCUGUAUCCAGAUACAUGUAUUUGAGGUAUUUGAAGUUAGUCGUCGUGAAGCAUUAUCGUUUACUUAUAUUGCGUACAAAUUUUGCUUCUGAAGUUGACGGUUUGUAGAAUCUCUGACCUCAUAAGCGCUGGUGAUCCCCUGUCUGUAGAAGAAGGGCACGAAGACCUCAGCUGUAACGGUUGACAUUAUGGCGUAGGCAAAGCCGAAAAGCCAGAAGGCUGAUCCAAAGUUGUAGGCCUCCGCCGGUGUUCCGAUGACCGUGAUGCCGGACAUGAAGCUGGCGGUGAGCGACAUGGCCACAGGGAUCGCCGUCAUUUGCCGGCCGCCCAACAAAAAUUCUGCGCUGCUUGUCUCCUUACGUCCUCGUAUGGCCUGGAAGAGGCCGAUGCCCGCAGACACCAGUAUCGUCCCCGCGAACACCACAUAGUCCCACACUGAGAAAGUGGCCACCGGGCCACCUGUACCAACCAUGGCUCACACAGUCCAGCAACUACUAGCGACUCAGCAGGUCCCACUUAGCACAUCCUUAAAUCCCUGUUAUACAUAUUGACACUUCAAAAUUCACCUCACAGAACCUCAGACUGAAAAAAUAAAAGGCUACUGCUCUUCAGGUCCAGGGACAGUUCAAGUAGUGAGUCCGGUUACAAGUCCAGAUUCUGCUCUGACUGAUAAAAAGUGCAACACCUUGACUUCCGUUCGCUCUUUACUAGCACCUACUCCCACUGAAUGCGGUCGCUUGAUAAUAAAGAUCAUUUCUCAAGUUAAUAAUCCAUCAAGGACAGAAGGUGCUGAUGUUAGUCAUAAAGGUGUAAAAAUAAAUCACCUGUGGUCCAAGCUGCUCUUUCAUCACACAAUGAGGCCGCCUGUGGAGAAGGGGCCUUUUAAAAACUCCUGGUUACUCAGUAGUCGUACGCUGUGUUAGGAAUUUUGGUAGGAGGGCUUGUCAGACAACACUAUCACUUCAGGAAGUAGUCACUAUAUCAUUUUUGUUUUUUUUUUUCCAAUAGCACAUAGUUCCAGGCUUUUCUUAAGCAAAUGUUUGUUGUACCGGCAAAUGUGUGUUUAAAGGCAGUUUUUGUCUGUAUAAUGAGGUUGUUUAUUAUCUUUCAACACUUUUGCCCGAGUGAGUUCUUCUGAAGUUAAUGUAAAAUGGAGGAUAUUGUUAAUGUUCUGUAAAGCUGAGUAAGCACUGGAAAAGUGGUCUUAAAAGCCAAAACAACUGUGUUUUGCUCACGCAUGUUCUCAUUUGUUGACUGUGUGCGGGUUGCAUCUGAUCUCAUUCUCAUCUCAUUCUGCAAUUACACUUAUUCACAUGUCGUAUUUGGCUGCAGAGGCAAUAGCUGUGAUGACAGAAAACACAGAGCUCAGAUUUUGUGAUGUUCAGGUGAAGGAAGUAAAAGUAGCUGUGUGAGGACAAAAACAUCAUCACCACACAGCGAAAGAAAUGUGAACUGACUUUCUUGCUUCAUUUAAGUUCACCAAAGUUGCAAUGACUGAUAUUCAAACACUUCCACCAGAAAUAAUGGCAUCAAGUAUCUUCCAAGACUGCUAGACCUAUUUUGUUUGUGUGAAAAUAUGUCACCUAAUCUGUCCUCACAGCUUAAAGUCAAACCAAACUUUGAUUGACUUUCACCCGAUGAUAUUCACCAGAUACUGUACUGGUAGAUGUGCUGAAUCAGCUUCUGGUACACUACAUUCUGGACCAGGUGUCUGGGGGAGAGUGAACAGGUAGUUGAAUUACAUAGCUUAACUACAAUUUGCUGUAACUUUCAUAUUGUGUGAACCAUUAAGUUCAAAUACUUUAUUUAAGUUGUUUUUUUUGUUUUUUUUGGUUGUUGUUUUUUGUAAAUAAACCUCCAAACUACAGUUUUGGCCAGUUACUCAAUAUAAGUUUCUUAUAGAAACAGAAUGUCUUAAUGUCAUGGUAUUAGGAUGACUCACAGAGUGUAGAAUAAAUGAUGAUACCAAGGAAAUACCAGCUCCACUUGUGCAUUCAUAUGGGACAAGCAGAUCAUGUUCAACACUCUCUAGCCCAAGCAUGGGUGUGUUUGAGCAUGUACAGUAUGUUGGACACGCAUCCAUGAGUUACAUGUACAUGUGAAUCAUUUUGUCAGCAGUUGUGAAGUAUAUCUAUACCAUAUGUUGAUUGAUCUCAAGUUGAGUUAUAUGAUUUAAGUAGUAGCUGAACUACACUACACAGAAAAGUAGGUAGCUGAGUGAGCUGUCUAAGCAACAUGUAGCUUUCCAAGCCACACGUUUACCUUUGAGUUUGUCCUGGCAGAUUCCUGUUGCAGCCUUGUUUGUUUGAAGUUUAUUUUUUUAUUGCCUUCCAUAUCAUCGGUUUUCUUAGAGUACUCAUUUGGAUUAGAUUUAGAUUAGAUUAGAGAAGGCAUCACGUGUCCUGACGAGGAUGAGUAUCGAACUACUCUGUUAAUUUGUCUUCAAAUCACAGUUCGCUUGUCUUGUCUCUUACAUAACUGGUUAAACUUGAAGAGACAAGCAUGUGCAGGAGGAUUACACACUUCUGACACCCAAUGGACGUUUUUGCUACUGCAGCUCUUCCGAUAAACAUGUUUUUCAUGAUUUAUGCACUAACCUCAGUCUAUGGUUGAUUCAUUAAAUUAUCCUAAUGGAAGCAUAGCUUCUUGAUGUUCAUCUAUAAAACAGGUUGAAUGUCAUCAGGGACAGAAACUCCUCAGGCGCGCAGACACUUCUGUAGGUAAAGUGAUUCUAUUUUGUGACUGAUUUUAUUUUCACAUGCCGUUUAUGAGAUGUUGAUAACUAGUUCCGUCUGAUCCCACAGGAAGGAGAGAAUAAUAUGGAGUCUGUCGCUUUCGCCAGCUGCUUGCUUUUUCUGAUGUUGGGCCCGGCCUUUCCCAUGUGUCAGCCGGCCCGCUUCACGAUGUACGUAGAGAAGCCAGAGUGUGAGUUCUGUGUCGCCAUCAACACUACCAUCUGCAUGGGCUUCUGCUACACAACGGACAGCAACAUGAAGGAGCUGCUCGGCCCGAGGUUCCUGAUCCAGAGAGGCUGCACAUACAACAAGGUGGAGUACAGAACGGCUGUUUUGCCGGGCUGUCCCGUCAACAGCGAUCCACUCUUCACCUACCCUGUGGCUCUCAGUUGUCACUGUGGAGCCUGCAGGACUGACAGAGAGGAGUGUGUCCACAGAGCUCGCACCAACAGACCUAACUGCUACAAACCAAUCAGAGACGCCGUCUCCUACCCGCCAAACUACAUGACGCCGUUCUAAUCCUUCUCUUGUUGCAGUUGUGUCUCUGUCCUGCUC